CCUCUUUCUCUCUUCUACCUUUUUAAGAAAAUUGUAUGCAACAACGUGGCAAGCCUGUAUUUAAGGAAAAGUUCGUUGAACUUAGUGAAACUAUUUUCAAGGGCGAAACCACUUUCACCAAUGAUCCUACGACUUUUUGGGAUACUUACUUUUUAUUACCUAUCAACACGAAAUGUAUAUUUGAAUUUAUCGAAACAACUUCAGAAGAGUCAUUACUAGGACGACGUAAUAACAUCAAUAGCAUCUUUUCUGCUUGUUUGGAAAGGAUGACAGCUUCCGAUAUUACAACAGCAGUAGAACAAACACGUCAAAUCAACGCCAUCAUCUUGCUUACUUGUCUUGUUCGAGCUCUCUUCAAGAAAAAACGUCUUUCACAAUUCAACAUUAUUGAUCUACUUACUGGUCUUGACAAGGCGGAUGCUUCUUUGGGAAAACUUAUUUCUGCUCUUGAUACUUUACUUCAUCAACAAGUCACCAAGUCUUAUAGUCUCUCUUUAGCUAUCACCUUAUCUGCUGGCAAUGACAAUGUGAAUCAAAACAGUUUCAACGGAUAUUUUAUGCAUCAUGAUCUAUCAACAACAUUAUUCUCGGUGAUUGCAGAUGACUUGUCCUCUGACGUUGAAGUUCGCAAUGCAACUAUGUUAUUGGCUAUGUUAUCCAACUACAACAAGUAUGAAACCCGAAAUCCAUAUCUUCAUGUAUUAUCUCAAUACAAGCAAGAAAGUGUCUUGGAAAAAUUGGCUACGAUAUAUACCGACAUCUUGAAUGACAUGACACGAAAAUAUCAGCUUCUUAAGGAUGAAGACGAAUCCAUCACAAAAAGCGUGGUGACCUAUAUGUCUAGUUGGUUCCCUGGAUCUUCGAAAACUCCCUUUAUUGACAUCGACAAUGCCCAUACCUUGAUAGAUUUCCCUCCAGCAGAUUCAGCCAUGCUUCUUUUACUUUAUGACUUGGUGAAUACGAAUCCCCGUUUUAUAUCAAUGAUAACACGAUCUAUCACCAAGAGCAACAACAAUACCAGUGGCAAUACUACGGCAGCAAUACAACCAUUCUCCAAGUUGUUAGUAAGCUUACUGACCUUUGCUUCUUACCUUUUCCAACACAACAGAAAUGAUCGAUCAUUUGUGUAUACCAAGUUGGUGAUGCUGAUCUUAUUGCGAUUCUGCGAAGAAACACGAUUAUUGACUGCCAUGGUGGGUCAGGAAACGGAACAGAUGGUUCGAUUAUGUCGUCAGCGACCUCCCCCACUACCAAAAGUCAAGAAACCAAGAUUUUUAUUAUGUGCUAUCAUAGAUGAUCUCGUUUUGUUCCUCAAACAUAACAUGCGAAAGAAAUUGGAUAUGGCGACUUAUAAGUUAUCAUUAUCGGUCAUGCAUAGAAUACUCUCUUUCUUGUACAAACGUCGUAUUCGUCUGGAUUACCAUUGGACGGAGCUUUGGUGUACGCUCACAACCGUAUUACAUUUUACAUCAGUACAUUUAGAUCAACUUAAACUUAAAUCUCAAGAAUUUAAUCCCUUUUUGGCAUCGCUACUUACUGUGUUUAAUAUGUGUGUAACUCAUGGUGAAGUAUUUUUACAUGAUACCAAAAGUUUCGAUUCUCUAUUCUAUGAGAUUAUCCGGUCCUCUGAUGAUUUUAUGGCAUUAUCUCAUUAUGUAACUGAAAGCAGCAUAGCCGGAAAAAAAGGACAAACAGCAAUGACAACAUCAUCCAGCGACCGCUCUCCUCCAUUGUCUUCCAAUAACUUUGCUAACAUCCGGACUAUCUGUAAUCACUUCAAACCUGCAUUAGAAGAAGGGCAAGUUGCUCAACAAAUCAAGUACCCCAGUCCUGAUCAAGUGAUGGCUUUAAUUCAAGAACACUUUGCGACAUUGACAUUAGCUCCCAUGGAUAAAUUAGAACAGUUUUCUCCUUACACUGAAAUACCAAAUGAAAUGGGUUACUUUAGAUAUUUACUUCGUAUGGUUGUGGGUGAUUAUUUAACCUGGACGAUGACUCCCUUUUUAUGAAUAAAAUUCAAUUUUUGUUCUUAUUAUUAGUA
Halteromyces radiatus is the source of this 2041-nucleotide messenger RNA. RefSeq lists its product as uncharacterized. The record is from RefSeq and is a predicted model, not a curated record. Gene Ontology annotation, biological process: regulation of Golgi organization. The transcript has 12 exons. Gene Ontology annotation, cellular component: cytosol. Bases 36 to 2009 code for a protein of 657 amino acids. NCBI's taxonomy places the organism in Eukaryota, Fungi, Mucoromycota, Mucoromycetes, Mucorales, Cunninghamellaceae.